Molecule: messenger RNA, 963 nt
Organism: Verticillium dahliae VdLs.17
Lineage: Eukaryota; Fungi; Ascomycota; Sordariomycetes; Glomerellales; Plectosphaerellaceae
Product: transaldolase
Exons: 5
Coding region: 1-963 (320 amino acids)
Biological process (GO): pentose-phosphate shunt; pentose-phosphate shunt, non-oxidative branch; carbohydrate metabolic process
Cellular component (GO): intracellular anatomical structure; cytoplasm
Molecular function (GO): transaldolase activity
Source: RefSeq, a predicted model, not a curated record
AUGUCUUCCUCUCUCGAUCAAUUGAAGGCCUCCGGCACCGUUGUCGUCUCCGACUCCGCCAUCGGCCAGUACAAGCCCCAGGAUGCCACCACCAACCCCUCUCUCAUCCUCGCUGCCUCCAAGAAGCCCGAGUACGCCGCCCUGAUCGACGAGGCCGUGCAGUACGCCAAGUCCAAGGGCGGUGACGUCGACCACCAGGUCGAUGCCGCCCUCGACAGCCUCCUCGUCCAGUUCGGCAAGGAGAUCCUCAAGAUCAUCCCCGGCAAGGUCUCUACCGAGGUUGACGCCCGCUUCUCCUUCGACACCAAGGCCUCCGUCGACAAGGCCCUUCACAUCAUCGAGCUCUACGCCGAGCAGGGUGUGCCCAAGGAGCGCGUCCUCAUCAAGAUCGCCUCCACCUGGGAGGGCAUCAAGGCCGCCGAGAUCCUCCAGCGCGACCACGGCAUCAACACCAACCUGACCCUCAUGUUCUCCCUCGUCCAGGCCAUCGCCGCCGCCGAGGCCGGCGCAUUCCUCAUCUCCCCCUUCGUCGGCCGCAUCCUCGACUGGUACAAGGCCGCCAAGAAGCAGGAGUACACCAAGGAGACUGACCCCGGCGUCAAGUCGGUCCAGGACAUCUUCAACUACUACAAGAAGUUCGGCUACAAGACCAUCGUCAUGGGCGCCUCGUUCCGCAACAUUGGCGAGAUCACCGAGCUUGCCGGCUGCGACUACCUCACCAUCUCCCCCAACCUGCUGGACGAGCUCCUCAAGUCCCAGGAGGCCGUCCCCAAGAAGCUCGACGCCGCCGCCGCGUCGAGCCUCGACCUCGAGAAGAAGAGCUACAUCAGCGAUGAGGCCCUCUUCCGCUUCGACUUCAACGAGGACCAGAUGGCCGUCGAGAAGCUGCGUGAGGGUAUCUCCAAGUUUGCCGCCGACGCCAUCACCCUCAAGGACAUUAUCAAGCAGAAGAUCCAGGCGUAA